AUGAAUAAAUCGCUAGCCAAAGAAGAUGAAAACGCUGAGCUCGGCUUGAUCUGGAUCUUCAAGAAGCCGAGGAAUAACGAGGAUAACCAUCCACUCAUCAGACCUGAAUCCACUUUACAUCUGGCUCAAUUUACGUUCAAAGGAAAGACGAAAAGACGAAAAGAAAAGACAAUCGUGUGUUACUUUUUCAAUCCAACAGAUCUGAAAUAUGAUUUGGCCAAGCAGUAUCGUAUCAAAAAGCUGACUAGAUCUAUUCAAAAGCAUAUCAAUGCUAUGGUUGACGAACUUCGUUCAGGCGAUAAAGCCUCAAAAAUGGCAAGUGAGGUGUCACGUUCGUUGAAAGAUGAAGGGCAUUAUCUAGCCUUCUUGUAUGCUAAAAUUUUCAGAACAGAGCUACUCGGCCCGCUCGAUCGAGAGAAGCGUGAAAUGAUGCAGGAAAUGCGGAAAAUGUAUACGGAUUUUACAAGUGGAACCAUCAAUCAGGAAAAAGUUCAAAAGCUGAAGGAUCGAAUGCUCUUUGGUGGAGGCGGUGAAAGAGUCCAGAAAGUGGGAACAACAAUUGAUAAUACGACCAAGACUCUUGCUUUCCUGGUCGAUCAGCUUGAGCUCGAUGAGGUU
Mesorhabditis belari is the source of this 618-nucleotide messenger RNA. The record is from the annotation of a GenBank genome assembly. NCBI's taxonomy places the organism in Eukaryota, Metazoa, Nematoda, Chromadorea, Rhabditida, Rhabditidae.